Molecule: messenger RNA, 1557 nt
Organism: Lampris incognitus (smalleye Pacific opah)
Lineage: Eukaryota; Metazoa; Chordata; Actinopteri; Lampriformes; Lampridae
Product: dickkopf-related protein 1-like
Exons: 4
Coding region: 164-925 (253 amino acids)
Biological process (GO): multicellular organism development; negative regulation of canonical Wnt signaling pathway
Cellular component (GO): extracellular region
Molecular function (GO): receptor antagonist activity; co-receptor binding
Source: RefSeq, a predicted model, not a curated record
UACAAGCGUCGCGGGGGGAAGAAAAGAGCCAUUGGGAUUUUUUUUUCUCUCGUCAAGAUCGGGACUCACGAUCCGCUCUGGACUUUGUCUCUAGAGUUUCCCACAUGUUAAAGGAUUUCGUCUUGUAUUUCUGACAGACCGCAUAAGACUCGGAGGAAGAAUCAUGCCACUGCCAUCAGCGCGACGCGUUGUGGCUGCGUAUCUCACACUUUUUGGAUACUUUGGGGAUAUUUACGCGGGGACGGUUUUGAUGAACCCAAAUGCCAUUAAAAACUUGCCCGGCGGCGGCGGCGGCGCCAAACCUGCCGACACGGUCAGUCCGAGUCCGCGUACCUCGCCGCCCAGCGGCACGGGGCAAAAGUUACCCGUGGACACCUUGCAGUCAAGUGUUUGCGCAGAUGAUGACGAGUGCGGAGCAGAUGAGUUCUGCAACGACGUCCGGGGCGCAUGCCUGCCUUGCCGCAAGAGCCGGAAGCGAUGCGCAAGAGACUCUAUGUGCUGUGCAGGGAAUCGCUGUAGCAACGGGGUUUGCCAGACAAAUGAUAUGGAUGGCGCGGACACAGUCGCAGCCAGUGGUUGGCACAGACACAACAGCACAAUGGAGCUCCAUGGUAAAAGGCCUCCCCCUGCCAAUGGUCACCAGACCCAGUCUGUGAAAGGUCAGGAGGGGGAUAAUUGCUUAAGGUCUGUUGACUGUUCGGAUGGCCUGUGUUGUGCCCGACACUUUUGGUCUCGUAUCUGCAAGCCGGUGCUAACCGAAGGCCAGGUCUGCACGCGCCACCGCAGGAAAGGUGCCCAUGGCUUAGAGCUGUUCCAGCGCUGUGACUGUGGUGACGGCUUGGCCUGCCGACCUGAGAGAGGAGAGCGAGACCUCAGUGUCAGCAGGACUGGAGCCAGGAACCUACACACUUGUCAAAGACGCUGACGUUAAUGCGGACACACACACACACAGACACAUGUAUGCACACACACACACAUUCACAAAUACAAGUCAGUCACUGAGAGUGGCAAAAACAUUCAGUCUUACUUACAGCAGAACUGCUGACAACACACACACACACACACACACAAUAUUCUCUCCUGCCAAUGUAGCUGACACAAACACAGCAACCCGGAAGGAUAGACAUGAUUCCUGGGAAAACCAAUACACCCAGAGGGAUGCAGCAGUGCAAGAUGGACUGGUCAAGUUGGGGGGGGAACUGGAUCAUCCAGGAGGCGAGGAGACGGAAGUCAUGAGUUGACAUUUCACAGGUCUUUGGGAAGAUCGAUUCAUGUAAUUGAAAAUGGCAGAGCUGUAUUGUUUCUCUUUUUAUGGAACUUAAGGCCUCAAUUGUUGCAGUAAAUUACUGUAUUUGUAAAUACUAUCGUCGAGGUGGCACUUAAUUGAAAUAAUGAAUUCUGUCAACACCAGUAUUAUAAAGACAUGGUGCUGCAUGGUUCUUUUCCAGUAUUGUAAAUGUGUACACAAUAUAUUGUUAUAUACUAUGUAAAUGUCUAUAUUUUUAAUUUACAUGUAAAGAAAAUGUGAAUAUAUUUGUUUUAUUAAACAUGGCUCCG